Lithohypha guttulata is the source of this 675-nucleotide messenger RNA. RefSeq lists its product as uncharacterized. NCBI's taxonomy places the organism in Eukaryota, Fungi, Ascomycota, Eurotiomycetes, Chaetothyriales, Trichomeriaceae. The transcript has 2 exons. The record is from RefSeq and is a predicted model, not a curated record. The coding region runs from base 1 to 675 and encodes 224 amino acids.
AUGUCGUAUGAUGCCGAUUUCAAUACCACCGUGGAAAGUGCCACUGUUGUGCCCACCCUCAACCAAGUCUGGUUAACUGCCUUCCUCAAUCCAGUACCCGGCUAUCUUUCUAUACUCGACCUCAACAACUCCCGAGUUUUUCGACCGACCUUGACUGGCCCUGCUGCUCAUCUACUCGUUAAUCCUAAUGGCGGUUAUUAUCAUAGUGGGUUGGUCUACCUUAGUUCUUUUGGCGACCCGAAAACUUCUCCGACCAUUGUAACCAUCGACCCUUUUACUUACGGGACCAUCGAGACUGUUAACUCCUUCUAUGGCCUUCCACUCAAUGGGUCCAACGAUAUAGCCGUCGCAACCUCGAGGACCACUGCCCAACCUUCUUUGUUCUACUCCGACUUCUAUUUCGCUGCUGAAGGACUCCCAGGUGUUUGGUCGGCACCUCAGCAAUUACCUAAUGCAGUAUAUCGUUUCCAACCCACCGAACAGAGUUUGGCUAUGGUCAUCUCUCCUCUUGAUGUCCAAACAGCCAACGGCUUGGCUGUGGACAAGAACAAUACGGUCCUCUACGUCACUGAAGGUCCUGAUUCCGCCGUCUUCGGUCAGUCUACAACAAAUCGUCUGGCUCCGCAGGUAUCUACAAGUUCGAUCUCGGAGGUGGAGAUGAAUGUACACCUGUGA